AUGUUCAAAUAUGUCCAAUCUUUGGAAAAUACAUCCAUAAUAUUGGAAAGUGAAGCAGAGAAGGAUUCUGAAAAGGUGGUGAUUUCUUCAAAGGGACUUUGGACAAUUAACUCCAUUGGACGACUUGGCAACCAGAUGGGGGAGUAUGCAACACUAUAUGCAUUGGCAAAAUUGAAUGGUCAUCAAGCAUAUAUUUUACCUUCCAUGGCCAAUUACCUGUCCCCUAUCUUCAAAAUUACCCUUCCAACCCUCCAUGAUAGUGUGAGAAAGAAAAUACAUUGGAAGAAUUAUAAUCUCAAUGACUGGAUGGAGGAUCAGUACCGUAGUAUUCAAGGAGAUUAUGUCAGCCUCUCAGGAUACACGUGUUCCUGGACAUUCUAUCAUCAUAUCCAUUCAGAAAUUCUUCGUGAGUUAACUUUUCAUGAUUUUAUUGUAGAAGAGGCUAAUGCAUUCCUAAGACACAUUAGAGGUGAGCGAAAGAAUGUGACGUAUGUUGGCGUUCAUGUUCGAAGGGGAGAUUAUGUACAUGUCAUGCCAAAUGUUUGGAAAGGAGUUAUAGCUGAUAAGAAAUAUUUAGACACAGCAAUGGCCUACUUCAGAAAUAAAUACGAAAAUGUGGUUUUUGUAGUGACAAGUAAUGGAAUGGACUGGUGUAAGCAAAACAUUAAUAACUCCAAAGGAGAUGUUUACUUUUCAGAUGAUCCCAAGCAGACUACUGUCGCUUUUGACUUUUCUAUCCUUGCACAUUGUAACCACACAAUAAUGACAAUCGGGACAUUUGGUUUCUGGGCUGGCUACUUGGCAGGUGGGGAGACAAUUUACCUCACAAACUUUACUUUGCCUGAGUCACCUUUCCUAAAAGUGUUUAAAUAUGAGGCAGCUUUCUUACCUGAAUGGAUUGGAAUUCCUGCUGAUCUCUCACCUCUUCUGCAUGAAAAUGCUUCAAACUUAGUCCAUUAGCUGCAUGUCCCAAUAUUCUUCUAAGAUUUCAUACCUCUUGAAUUCAAUACAUUUUCAUUGGUCAAGAAAUUAAACUAAAUACUUCAAGCAAAUUGAG
Messenger RNA from Chiloscyllium plagiosum (whitespotted bambooshark), 1057 nucleotides. Its product is annotated as galactoside alpha-(1,2)-fucosyltransferase 2-like. Lineage: Eukaryota; Metazoa; Chordata; Chondrichthyes; Orectolobiformes; Hemiscylliidae. Gene Ontology annotation, cellular component: membrane. Gene Ontology annotation, biological process: carbohydrate metabolic process. Gene Ontology annotation, molecular function: galactoside 2-alpha-L-fucosyltransferase activity. The record is from RefSeq and is a predicted model, not a curated record.